Molecule: messenger RNA, 5789 nt
Organism: Tigriopus californicus
Lineage: Eukaryota; Metazoa; Arthropoda; Copepoda; Harpacticoida; Harpacticidae
Gene: HDAC4
Product: histone deacetylase 4-like
Exons: 3
Coding region: 1399-4272 (957 amino acids)
Biological process (GO): chromatin organization
Cellular component (GO): histone deacetylase complex
Molecular function (GO): histone deacetylase activity
Source: RefSeq, a predicted model, not a curated record
CUUCAUCAUCAGGCAGACUUUAUUGUGUCGCUUGUUCCAAGAUAUUUGGCAUCUCAUGCGCCUCCCUAACAUUUCGUGUUUCGUGUUGGUUUGAAUCCAACCAAUAGUAAAAAGCCAAGAGUUUGAUGAUAGUUCAUGGCGUGCUCCUCUUUCAAUUUCUUUGCUAUAACUUUGUCCCAAUUUGUUUUGCGUUGAGGCCUUUUGGGCGGGUUGCGUCGCCAGAGUGCGGGAGUGAGAGGCACGGUGGAUUUGACAGCUUCCCCUGGAUAGACGUCUUUUACAAAUUCAGGCCUAGUGCUGCUACUACUUCUCGUGUGUUAAGGACCACCAUCGAUAUAUACUACUAGUACUACUACUACUUCUACUUUUACUUCUCCGCUGCUACUACCUCUAUACCGAGAACAAACGAGACAGAGAACAGCUUAGAGAGAAGCGAGCCCACCAAACUCGGAUGUGCUUCUCUGGAUUCUCCGGGCAAGGCUUUUUUUCCAGAGGCCGAAUGAGAGCUCGCAAGUGAAGAGGCAAGUGAAGGAAUAGGCCGCCAGCAACGAGACCGAGGAGACCGAGGCGGCAAGUGAGGAUGAGUACGGGCAAGUGGGACCCGUCAUUGCAGUGGAAGUUCAUGGGAGAUAGCCGAGCGGCGAGGAGGGCAUUGAUAAGAAAUCCUUAGAAAAGUGCUGGACUGAGGAGUCGGAGGCGGAGGCACACUAAGCAAGUUGCUUCCUUGAGUACAGCACAUGCAUACACACACAAACUCACACAGUCACUCGCACUUAUAUUUUACGGCAAGAGGUGUAGUAAACGAGAAAUCCGAUUGAAUAAUGGACAGUGAGUGAAUUGGCAUCCCUUACGUUGGCUUUCCGACAUUGAGUGGAGACAAGGACUCAUUGCAGUGUUCGACUUUGACAGUCCAGGGUUCAAAACGAGUGUGCAACCUUAGCCGAGAUGUCAAGACGUCUUUGAUAUCCCCCUUUGACGAACAUGGGGUGAUGAAUUUGAACUUAUCAAGACUGAAGUUCAAGUUGAGCGUGAGUGGAGAUGUGUUUGUUAAGCGAGUGCAACUCCUUCUCCAUCUGAGGCACAAAUUUCAAUCAAUCCAAUCCGAUUAUUUUCCUCAAUGUCGAGCAGCUCCGUCUGGACAAAAAUAAAGUGAAAAAAAACUCACUCCGAAGCAAAGUCGAUCCUCGAAGACGAAGCAGAAGCCAAUUGACGUCACACAUUUAUCGAAGAGUUACUCCACAACGCUCGUGAACACACAUUCAAGACGAUCUUCCAGGGAGAGAGGCAGAAGAUUAAACACACGACUCGUUACGACCCCCCCCCUGCCUCUCCACAAGUCCAAGGAGAUUGUUGCCUGUCUUUCCAUCCAGUCUCUGAUCCCCCCAAUGAAGGAGAAGCAUGAUGAAAACAAAUUCUCCUCCCUAUGAUCUGAUCCCGGAAGAGACUAUGGAAGGGCCUCAAGCUUUGCCAAUGUCCAAUGAGACUCCGGAGUCCAAAGCCAUUGGUGCCGGCUCAAUGGGACACUCUGCCCACGAUACCGGUCUCAUCAUGGACCAAAGCCAAAGGAAUAUGCUCAUGAUGGCAGCGGCUGCGGCGGCUGCCCAAUCUCAACCCGUGUUCCCUGAUAUGAACUCGUUCCUUCAAGCCCAAUUAAUUCAACAGAUGAAGACCAAUCCAUUCAUUCAGAGGCAGAUCUUGGAACAACAGAUCAACCGAAACCGAGAGAUCCUCAAAAACGAUGCGGUCCAAAUGCACCAGCCUCACAUGAAAAAGUCCGAAAUGAGUCACUUGGAGCACGAACCAAUGAAAGAAGGAUCACGUGGCGAAAAACUUCAUCUUGAGAUUUUGAAGCAGAAGAGUCGUCAGGAACAAAGCGCCGUGGCCAGCCCCGAAGUGAAGCGGCAUCUUCAGGAAUUCGUGCUUCAGAAGAAACGAAAGGAAGCCGCUGCAUCCAUGGGAAAUCUCAAGCUUGUACCACAGGCAUUGCCUCCCUCUCAGCCAAUUCUACGGAAGACUGCCUCCGAGUCCAAUUUAUUGAAGAUGAAGAACAAGCGGAACUCCACAGACAGCCGCCUUGGUGCCACCCCCUACCAGCGGCACCACCCUUCAAUCCCUGAAACAACAGUUCUCAGUGGGCAAACGAGUGCCAACUCAUCGCCACCGGUAGAGCUGAACUCUCCUUCCAAUUCUUCCACGGGUUCUUGCCCCGGGGACAAAAUGGGAAGCAUUCCACAAGAGCAUAUUCUCCGCUCCGCCACUGCUAGUCUUGUAGCGUCAUCUCAGGCCUCGGGAAGCUCUGAGCCGUCUUCCCCAAACGCGGGUACGGUCCAUAAUCUACCUUUUCUUAAGGGGCCAUGCACUCAGGCCAGUCUAGUGGGGGCGUCUCUGUUGAACAGCAAAUCUCUUCCAAAUAUCCCGUCAGCUGUGGGACGCUUCUCGGCUGCCAAAGAAGGUCACUACAAAAGGAAAUCUCCCCCUCCUUGUUCAAGUAUGAAGCCCACACCUCAUCAUGGAGCUAUGAUUGUUAGAAGAUCAAAGUCGUCAGCUAUCCUACCACUUAGGAAGCACCUCAUAGAGAAGUCAAUGAGCGAGAAGACCAAAUCCAUGGAUGAGGAGCAAUUUUAUUAUCAACAGAAACAAAUGGCGCGCGACAGGCUGACCAUUCGACCCAUAGUGGAAGUCAUGGAAGAAGAGUGCAAACCUGGGGAUGCCAUGGACGUGGAUGGAGAGGUGGUGCAGACCAACCAAAGACCACCCCAUUACAUUACCACUCGGCUUGGCCCUUCUGGUUUAUCUCCAUUGGUUCUCAGCGAGGUCAGAAAUGAUUCAAGCUCCAUGAACAACGAAUUUGUCACGCGGCUCCUACCCCGACAGCCCUUGGACUUGGCUGUGUCUAGUCAACCUAUCCACACAGGUAUCGGGUACGACCCGAGCAUGCUGAGGCAUCACUGCAUCUGCAAGAACUCAUCCAACCACCCUGAAAAUCCAGAUCGCCUUCUGUGCAUCUGGCGCCAUCUGGUCGAGUCUGGCAUUGCAGAGCGAUGUGUUCGAGUAGCCCGGGAGGCUACUUUAGAAGAAAUCCAGUCCUGUCAUUCUGAAGCCCACACCCUGUUGUAUGGAACUGAUAUGAUUAAUCGAUGUUCCUUAACCGGCAGCCAAGAAUUUAACCGGGACUCACGGUUAGGCAAGUUUUGUGGGUUAGAUUGUGGCGGAAUGGGCGUUGAUGGCGACACUUACUGGAACGAGGUGGAGACACCAUCUGCCGUGAGAACUGCUGUUGGAUCUGUGGUAGAAUUGAGUCAAAAGGUUGCCCGAGGCGAAUUGAGGAAUGGGUAUGCCUUAGUCCGACCUCCAGGGCACCAUGCCGAGCUAGACGAGGCCAUGGGCUUUUGCUAUUUCAACUCGGUGGGGAUUGCUGCCAAACAGGUUCUUAGGUUGCCAACUGUCAAACGGGUUCUUGUCUUUGAUUGGGCCAUUCAUCACGGAAAUGGUACCCAAAAGGCAUUCUAUGAUGAUCCAAAUGUUCUCUAUAUCUCAAUUCAUCGUCAUGAUAAUGGCAACUUCUACCCUGGGACUGGUGGCCCAGUGGAGUGCGGCACCGGCCCAGGCCUCGGUUUCAAUGUCAACAUUGCUUGGACCGGGGGUCUAGAUCCGCCUAUGGGAGACGCCGAGUAUCUGGCUGCUUUCAGAAGCAUCAUCUUUCCCAUUGCCAGAAGUUAUGACCCGGAUAUUGUAAUUGUGUCGGCUGGAUUUGAUGCUGCCAUCGGCCAUCCCCACCCUAUAGGAGGCUAUAUGGUGUCCACAGCCUGCUUUGCGUACAUGGCUCAAGAGCUCAAGAAGUUGGCUGGUGGCCGGCUGGUUCUGGCUCUCGAAGGAGGCUUCAACCUUGAUAUCCUGGUGGGGGCCUCUGAGCAAUGUAUCCGGGCUCUUUUGGGUCUACCCAUCGUGAAGAUUGACACGAGCGAACUUGCCCGUCGACCUUGUACUCCCGCCAUGGAAACCCUUCAGAAAACGCUUGCUAUUCAGACUCCAUAUUGGGAGGUGCUCCGAAGGCACUCUGAGACCGCCUUCUUGUCUCAUCUCGAGGCUUGGGAAAAGAGCCGUGAGGAAAACGAAGCCUUGAACGCCAUGGCUCAUAUCUCAUUGGAGUCCCAUACCCCUUCAACCUCAUCAAGCUCCCUCCAUCAUUCAUCUCACCCUCAUAAUCUGAGUAUGGGGUCGGCUAGUUUCCAAUCUGCAUCUCUUCUGGAAGCUGCCACAACCUCUGCUUAAUCUCCUGAUCACAAUGUUGAAGGUGGAGGAGUUUCCCAUUAAGUGGGUGUUCGGUAAUCAUUGACCUCCAUCUUUUGGGCAUGAAUAUUAUCGGUCCAAGAGCUCGUUACAGUCUUAAUCCUGUGCGCACCUAAAAGGGUUGAUUUUGGUCUGGGCCGAUGGUUUACUUACACUCGACUUUGUGAACUAAUGUUACAAAAGCCAAUUUGCAACCUGAUUAUGUUGAUGGACUCAAUCAAGUAAUUACCAUCUUGGCUCCCCAUCACUUCUCGACCUCGACAACCAAAUUGUAUCAAUCUCUUGCCCACCAAUUGGUUCCAACUUUGAUUGGAGAUUCAUUGAAUAUCCCAUACAAAAACGGACGUUUUGUGGUCAAACGCCUGCUUGCUCGAUAACAUUUAUCCAAUUACCUAAGAGGAAUUGGAUCAAUUUUUAGCUUCAACUCAAUUUGGUUUAGGAGAGAGCAGGCCCAGAUCAAGUCCAAAACCCCGUCUUGAUUUCUUUUCUUUUUGGUUCUGCUUUUACUUUACCGAUGUCGAUUUUCAAUGUUAGUGAGACAUUUGUUGUCAUUGGGUCUAUUGCCAAAAAUACCCGUUGGAACCUUCUUUUCAAGUCAGCCCAAUCUUACGUGUUUCGCCGGAGUGCUCUGAAAGUUGAUCCAAUGUGCCCAUAUUGAUGUCUACAUCAUGUUAAUGUAUUGUAGUACUAAUGGUUAUGGCCGCCGGACUGCUAAGCCGUAGUGAGAGAUCUCGUAGAUCAUGUAUGGAAUUUUCGCAAUCAAAACGCGAGAUCACCCGCAUCCUCCUGAACACCUUGUAUUUGAAUGUUUUACAAAUCGCACCGUCAGACUAUUGAACACCCUUUGGCAUUUUGUAACAGACAAAGAAAGAAAGGCAAGCAAGCGCACUCACCCAUUCACUUGAAUAUGGCAAAUCUGAAUGUACUUUCGGAGUACAUUACUUUAAGCAGUGAGUUUUUGCCCUUGCUCCGUAGAUAGGCAUAGAUAGAUUGAUAUAUACAUAUAUAUAUAUACAUAUAUAUACACAUACACACACAUACAUUCAUAUAUUCCCUUUGUGAUAAGUGUGCCCCUGGUCAUGAGAUGGAAUUGUAAUACUGGAUGGAAUGAACUUAAUCAGCAAUUAUGUCCGUAGAUAGAUGUUGACGAUUGCUAUGAAAUUGAUCUCCCUUGGUUACAACAAAGAAGGUUCACAAAAGAGAAGCGUUUUGAAUUACGUUAUGGAUGGAGUUCAAAUUAUUUUUCUAGUCCUUAUUUCCAAUUAUUGCGAAUUCAACUUGUGUACAAUCUUACGAUAUGUUUGUAGAUCAUGAAGCAAAAAAGAACAAUAUUUUUAUCCAUUUAAAUGUGUAGAUGAGUUCAAAGGAAACCAUCGAUAAAGAUGAGCCAGAAUUUUUAUUACGUCCUUCAACAUGUCUGUCAUCUGUGUAUGGAUUUUCAAUAUCAAGGAUCUAAAUAUGAGUUCGAAAAUAAACGUGUUCGUACAUCAAAAGCAUUA